Messenger RNA from Didymodactylos carnosus, 2782 nucleotides. Lineage: Eukaryota; Metazoa; Rotifera; Eurotatoria; Philodinida; Philodinidae. The record is from the annotation of a GenBank genome assembly.
AUACUACGCCCUUGUGACUUAUAGUUUUUAUUUCACAGCCUUUCUACAGAAAGCCCAAAAAGAGCGAAGGGGUACCCUUAAGUGACGUACGAUGAUAUUUUCUGUACACUAAUUUACUAAAAGCAUAGUAGUUACGGUUACAGAGGGAAAACAAGAGUCUAUAUCAUUGAAUGUAGAUAGCGUAGAUUCAGUGGAGUAUCAUAGAAGUUGGUUACUCAGUCUGUAUAUUUUUCUCUUAUCAAGUUUUCCUCACAUAUGGGUUCAUGGGUAUCCAACUACUUUUUGGAAAGAGUUUUUUUAUCGGCUUUUUUCGUUCGCUAAGGUUUUCGCUGACUUUCACCUUAAAUGAGGAAGAUCUGGAGCUGUUUUCUGACCAUGCCCCAGCUAACUAGAACGAAAAAAGCCGAUAAAAACACUUUUUCCAAAAAAGUGGUUGGAUACCCAUGGAUUCACCCAUAUAUUACAGUCACGAUAAAUGAGAUUUUUCACCUACGCAUGAAAGUGAUGUUUUCUUUUAUUUUCUUCCUUAGGUACAAUUUUACAUACCUUCAUAUUGGCUCCAUACUAUCCAUGGAAAGUCACGCACAAUAAACAUCAUAAAAAUACAGGCAAUAUUGAUAAAGAUGAAGUCUUUUAUCCGCAACGUUUAAUAACUACUGAUGAUGAAUUAUCCACAAACAAGACAUAUGUAAUUGACGCUGUAAACUCCGCCGGAGUACCAUAUUUUGGGUUUGGGAUAGGUUGGUUCUACUAUUUAGUGUUCGGUUAUUCUCCACGUAAGAUAAAUCAUUUUAAUCCAUUCCAUCCAAUGUUCCAAAAACAUAUUGUUGGCGUCACAUCCUCACUAAUAGGCUAUGGAUUUAUGUUUUAUGUCAUGUAUUUAUAUGCUCAAUCAUGCGGCUAUUUGGCAUUAAUUUGCUAUCAUUUAAUUCCUGUAUUUAUAUUCGGCUGUUAUAUGGUUAUAAUUACAUUUUUACAUCAUACUGAAAUUGACGUACCAUGGUAUUCAAAUGAUGAAUGGGAUUAUGUUCAAGGUCAAUUAUCAACUGUCGACAGACACUAUGGUCAUGUUCAUUCGAUUAUACACUCAAUUGGUACUCAUCAAAUACAUCAUUUAUUUACGAAAGUACCACAUUAUCAUCUAGAAGAAGCUACUGAAUAUUUUCGAAAAGCAUUUCCACACCUUGUUCGAUUGAAACACGAGAGAAUUAUACCAUCAUUUCUCAAAAUGUUUAAAAUAUUUAUUCAACAACGAACAGUUGGAAACGAUGUUCGAGGCGAUCGUAUGUGGUCAUUUGCAGUUGCUAUUUAUUUUAUUACAUUAAAUGAUGGUAAUUUACAAAUGGUAGCAUUAAAUGGUCUUGUUAUUAACAUAGCAGUUAUUUUAUUUGCAUCAAUUAUCGGAGAUUGGGUUGAUAAAACACCAAGAAUUGGAGCUGUACGAAAAGCAUUAUAUGUUCAAAACUUAUCUGUUGCAUUAAUGGCUGGCAUAGUUGUUUUUGCUUUAUUAUAUAAAAGUCAUUUAGAGAUUGUAUGGAAGGGAUAUUUUUUACUCUUCAUACAAGUAUUGUUAAUAUUUCUUGGUGUAUUUGCAACAUUGGCUAGCAUUGCAUCAAAAGUGGCUAUCUCUAAAGAUUGGAUUGUGGCAAUAUACGGUCAUAAUCAACAAAAAUUAGCUCUAACCAAUGCAGCUAUGAGACGUAUCGAUCUGUUGACAAAUGUUUUGGCACCGUUGGUUGCUGGUGGUAUAAUGGCAUUUAUUUCACGUUGGGCUAGCGCUUUACUUAUAUCAAGUUGGAAUGUGAUAUCGUUAUUCAUCGAAUUAUAUCUUUACACGAAAGUUUAUAAAUCAGCAGAAUCCAUACUUUCAAAUAAAAUUAUUGAGAAAAAAUCAAUUCGUAUGAAACCAUUUACACAAUUAAUAACGUCUGUUAAAGGCUUUAAAACUUAUUAUAAAAUGUCGACAAUGUAUCCAGGAUUAGCAUUAGCAUUACUCUACUUUACGGUAUUGAGUUUUGAUUCUGUAACAAAUGGUCUAUCUGAAUUUUUUUAUGGUGGUUUUAACGGUAUUGGCUCACUUAUGGGAGUUUUGGGAACAAUUUGUUAUCCAUUACUUAUAAAACGUAUUGGCUUGGUUCGAACAGGAAUUGUUGGUUUUUGGUGUGAAUAUGCUUGUUUGCUAUUAUGUCUAGCAUCAUUGUUUGUUCCUGGUACAGUAUUUCAUCCAUUCAAAUAUAAAUCAUUUGCUUUAUGUCCUGUUAACAACAAGAAUGAUACCCUGAAAUUAGUAAGCAAUGAAACAUCUACAAUAUUGACAACAAUUGUCUGUUCAAAGUCAUCAUUAUCUGUUCUAUUACUGACUAUUGGUAUUACAUUCAACAGAUUUGGCUUAUGGAUAGCUGAUUUAACUGUCAAUCAAUUACAACAAGAGUGUGUACCAGCUGAUGUAAGAGGUCUUGUUGGUGGUACUCAAUGGUCAUUAAAUCAAUUUUUUGAUAUGUUACGUUAUAUUUUGCUCAUUUGUUUACCACUUAUGGAACAAUUUGGUUAUCAUGUAAUAUUAUCAACAUUUUCUGUUUUAACAGCUAGUAUUCUUUACACAAUAUGGUCUUUUACGGCAAAAGCAAAAAUUCUUGUAAAUCCAGCUGAGGAAAUGAUGAUAGAAUAUAAUAUCAAAUUAUUUGAUGGACAAACGGAUACACGACAGAUAUCAAAUGAUUUAUCCAACUAUUAUGAAACAAAAACUGGUGAAAAAAUCAAAUAUGUUGACGAAGAAUAUUAG